This is a messenger RNA of Sphaeroforma arctica JP610, 2300 nucleotides long. RefSeq lists its product as hypothetical. The record is from RefSeq and is a predicted model, not a curated record. The transcript has a single exon. NCBI's taxonomy places the organism in Eukaryota, Ichthyosporea, Ichthyophonida. The coding region runs from base 209 to 703 and encodes 164 amino acids.
CAAGAGUUUACAGGUAGUAUACUGCUGUGCAAAUUUACCUGUGAUUUGAAUACAAUGCUACAUAUGUAAUUAUAUUGCAAACUGGUCUUACAUUGAUAUCAAAGACUUUGUAAAUAAUGAUUUUCGAACAAGAGGUUGUCAUUUACUAAGCUCGCCAUAACUAAUAUAUGGCUAAGUAAGCGUAUAUUGUAGCAACACAGCACACACGAUGUUGCAACACUUCAACCCACGCGACCAAUUCAAGUUUCUUUGGGCAGCGAUAGUACUCCUCUGUACAUUCACGACGGUCAUGUAUAGUGGGAAAGGGGUGCGCACAAUACCUAGCGAGAACACCGUAACCACAAUAGAUGUGGUAACAACAGACACGGCCUGUGCUGAGCACAAGCACAACGCACUGACAGACACAAAGAAGUACAGGCAACUCGUCACCCAAUCCACCAGUGCACGUGUAUGUCCCUGUUGCGGAUGGGAAGGGGCACUGUAUGGAAACUUUGGACUGUCACACUUUGACGAUAGGCAAUGCCCACGCUGUCAGGCAUUAGAGCGACAUCGAACGAUGUGCGCCAUGGCGGCUCGUCGAAAGGACUUGUUCCAACCUAAAACAUCAAAGAUCAGUAGAGUGUUAUACUUUGGCGGGUACCGCAAUUCGAGAUCGAAGGCUGUUUGUCGAUUUGAUUGCCGUCGUAGAUAUCUCUAUUUUUGAUUUUUAAAAUCAUUUUGGGAGUUUGUUUACGCUGCGAUUUCAAAUAUACAGUGAGUGAUUUUUUUCGAGGCUUAUACUCUGUUGUAGUUGUGUAUAUUCAGCUCACUCUUGAAUAUGACCUUAAAUCUUAGGUGAUAUCGAAGUAUUUAGUUGUAUAUAACUCGUGAAGAAUGAUAAAACAAACAGGCGGUAAAAUAGAUGCCCAUUGAAGUUAGAUACAAAUUGCGAGACAUACAAACGUAAGCGUGGAAGGACAUUUAGAAAAGGUGAUGAUGCACAAAAAUAUUUGCACAGCUAACCUGUCUGUUUUGUAUCGUAAAUGUACAAGAUUGCCGAAGCAGUAACACACAAUAAAUACCUUUUUUAGGAGGUUUUAUCGUAAAUGUACUAGAUUGUCGAAAUAGUAACACACAAAAAUACCUUGUCCUAUCAGCCGCCCCAUCAAAGGGAAUAGGUACUAAAGAGACAUAGUCAUCGUCACAUCCACAUCUAACACCCUCUACACAGCAGCAUACAUAUAUACACACAACACAAGCUCGUUUGUCAGUUCUAAAAUUCUUUUAUCUCAUCGACACAUGCACGGUAAGUUCUUUAAAAGUUUGCUAGAGUCUGUCGUUGAGGAUAGCCAUACCGAUGGACUCACGACUACUUCCGGUACAAAUUGUAAAACGCAAACCGUUUUUAAUGCAUCGGUAGAAUCUGCCUUCGCUAACCGACACAUAACAGAUUCCUGGGUUGAACACAUAUCCUAAGUGCCCGUUCAAUACUAAGCUUCGUAUAGUAUACUGGUAGACCCCCCACUACAACAAAUGCGUCUCUGUGACUGUUCCCUAACACAUUUGGUGUCAACUUUCUUUCGCAUCUGCAGGAUAAGAUUAUUGCCGGAGGAGAGGUACUCUAUGUAGACUUAGACGAUCUGCGUAUCCCCAACGGCUUUGCACACGGCGUGAUCAUACUACACGUGCUCGAACACAUCGCCAACCAAGAGAGGGCCCUAACCAACCUCUACAACGUGCUGCACCCCAGAGGGUGGUUGUACUACAAGGUGCGUAGGGGUUGGAGAAGCACAAGGACUGUACACACGCCAAGAGCGAUCAGGAGAGACACAACUGUUCGGGUCAGAGGGACCAUAUGUAUCUGCUGAGCUGCUCACAGUUUGAACAACAGAUGGCGGCCGCUGGCUUCCGUUGUGAGGGCCUGACUGAAAGUUUGGACUUGACCGAUGACGAGAGGACAAAGAUAGUGCCUUUGGGAUACGAGUUUUUCAAACCGUACCUUUCAUGCCGAUGCUUUGCUUCAAGUAGAACUCAUCGAAGAGUCAGAAUGUCAAGAACACUUUGGUAUCGAAGCUCAAUACGGAACAUGGACUAUAUUGUAUGGAAGUUCGAUACCAACACACGAAUCAUACUCAGCAAGGUGUUGGUUGUCAAAAAAUAUGACCUGGGAACUAUGUGAGAAAACUGCAAUGUAUGGCGUCAAUUGGAACGGACUUCAUCUUUCGCACCCAAGAUUUAGUCAUCAUACACAAUCUUUAGCAGCACAAAAUAAUAUAUCAUACGUAUAGUAUACUCUUUUGGAGAGCGUUUCUCAGUCAGCC